AUGUCCGAAAAAUCAGAAAAAGAUGAAAAAUGCGGAUUGUGCUUGAUUUACCAUCACUAUAUUUGUAAAAUGAAAGCCGAUAUUCUCUGCAGCUGUGGGAGGAAGAUUUCAAUCAGCAAAGCCGGAGAGCCGAAGAGGCCGCUCUUGCUCAUGGAAUACAAAUGCCUCGUCGAACAAGCGGAAGAAAAGAACGAAGAUGAUAAAAAAGAGGCGGACGAAAGUAUGCCAGAAUUGACAGACCCUGAAUAUCAGAAAGAAACCGAAGAGACUAUGACGGAAGACACAGAAGACGACGACAGAAUAUCCGUAACAAUCAACGAGGACUUUUUCUCCGAACCAGAAUCAAGCAAGAAAUCCACGAGGACGAGAAAAACCUCCUCAGACAUGGAUCUUGGCGAAUCUACCGAAGACGAAGUCGAAGAUUCUGAAAAAAUGCCCGAACUACACUUAGAACAAGACGCUCCUGAACCAGUUCCUCCGCCACCGUCGCGUGAAAGACCAGAACGCAAAAAGACUUUCUCUUCUGAGCCGCCUCCAAUGGACGAAGUCCCAAUGCACAGCGACGAGCCAACAAGCGAUUUCAUCAAUGAAACCGUAGCGCCUCCACCCUUCGACGAAGAAGACAACGGUGACGGGAUUUCGUUUUCUCAGGCAGAUUUGGCGGCGAUCUCUCGCAGUCGCCUCCUUAGUCCCAUUCAGAAUCGCACCGCCGAUCAUGGCUCUGACAGUAGUCUCUCUGCUUCAACAGACGAUGAGGCGGAUCUGCCCGCGCGAAUUGCACACAGAGAUCACCUUGCGUUUAUUAAACAGGAGCCUAACUACGAUACUAAAAUGCCCAUUGGUCCAGCUCUACCACCACAUUUACAAAAACAGCGAGAAUCACCGGCUGAAAAUGAAAGCAAAGAAGACAAUGCAGAUAUCGGUCCAACGCUCCCUCCUCAUUUACAGAAAAACAUCGGCCCUUCUGUUCCUCCCCAUACCGAGUCUACCGAAGAAUCUGAAAGAAUAGGGCCGGUUCUUCCCCCACAUUUACGUCAGAAUGAAGACUCGCAGGCUGAAAGUAUAGGUCCAUCGCUUCCUGCUCAUUUACGACAAAGUGUGGAAUCAACUACUGCCGGUGCGUCAUCUAUUGAGAAUGAGCCCGUGUCAGAUAUCGGGCCCGCGCUUCCUCCUCACCUAAGAAGUGGAAAUGAAGAAAGUGACGUCGAGGAAGAGUUUGGCUGUCCCCUCCCACCUCCUCCAGUCAAAGGACCUUCGCGCCCGCCUGCAGAGUAUACUGAAACUGAUGACGAUGAUUACGUCGUCGGACCGGCUAUUCCAGCAUUUUUAGCAGCAGGAGGAGCGAGUUCAACGCAAGAGGAGCUUGAAGAAGCAGAAAUCGAAGCUCGAUUUCAAAAGAAUUCCGAAAAGAUGAAGAAGAAAAUCACAACCGGUGACGAGAAAAAGCUAGAGCGAGAAGAAUGGAUGUUGGAGCUUCCGUCUGUUAGAACUGGAAACGCAAUUGUUGGUGGAACAACAUUCCGCAAACACGAAAUCGCUGCCAACAACUUUGGUCGCUCGGAAUGGACGAGAACACCCGGGCAAAAGGGCCCUUCGAAGAAAGAGGCAGCUGAAGAAGAUCGAAAGAGAAUCCAGGCCUUUGCCGAAUACGAGAAGAAUCAAAGGAUGGCGAAGGAGCUUGAGAAGGCAAAAGAAGCAACAAAAAGGCCUGCGGAAUCACUCUUCGCCUCGCACCAGAAGAAGCUGAAGAAAAAGGAAAAAGAAGAACGCAAGAAAGCCGGUCACAAGAAAGAACGAGUGGCUUUCAAUCGCGAAACCGAUAUGCAGUCGACUAUUCUUUCAGAUGCUCAGAAGAAGCAAAUGCUCAAGAAAACAAUGGGCCUUGGAGGACGCUUUUCUUCCGGCGGUGGAAAGUUUUUAUGA
Molecule: messenger RNA, 1923 nt
Organism: Oikopleura dioica
Lineage: Eukaryota; Metazoa; Chordata; Appendicularia; Copelata; Oikopleuridae
Source: the annotation of a GenBank genome assembly